CAUUUGCAUGCGCCAAUGGGAGCGGGGUAUGCAAACGAGGGCGGCGCGGGUUGGCCGGGGCGGGCGGGGCAGCGCGCGCGGGGCGCCUUUGUCCGGCUCGGGCGGCGCGGCCGGAGCGCGGUGUCCGAGCGCUGCCCGUGCCCGGUGUCCGGGCUGUGCCCGUGUCCGUCCGAGCGGUGUCCGCCCUGCCCGCUGUCCGCCCGAGCCCCGAGCGGCCGUGUCCCCGCGAUGACUCUGGAGGAGCUGCCCGGGGAGCGCCGCGCCGCCGGGAGGAUGGAGCAGGCGGGCGACGCGCUCGAGGAGGUGCUGAGCAAGGCGCUGAGCCAGCGGAGCCUCACCCUCGGCGUCUACGAGGCGGCCAAGCUGCUCAACGUGGACCCCGAUAACGUGGUGCUGUGCCUGCUGGCCGCCGAGGAGGAGGAGGCGGGGGACGCGGCGCUGCAGAUCCACUUCACGCUGCUGCGGGCCUUCUGCUGCGAGAACGACAUCAACAUCCUGCGCGUCAGCAACCCGGCGCGCCUGGCCGAGCUGCUGCUGCCCGCCGCGGGCCCCGACCCGCCCGCCGACCUGCACUGCGUGCUCGUCACGAACCCGCAGGCGUCGCAGUGGAAGGACCCGGCGCUGAGCCAGCUGAUGUGUUUCUGCCGGGAGAGCCGGUACCUGGACCAGUGGGUGCCGGUGGUCAACCUGCCCGAGCGGUGACCCGCGCCCCGCCGCCGCUGGACUCUGCUCAGGAAGGAACUCCUGCCCUGCUCCGCCAGGGCAGGGGGCAAAACAAAACCCACGGCAGCAACGACAAAAAAAAUAAUAAUAGAUAUAAAAUAAUAAAGCUCUAAGUGAUGUCAGCUGGGGGGGUUCGGCUGGAGCUGUGGAAAACAGGGGUGAGCCCAGCCCGACGCCCUCCCCAGAGCUCCCCUCACUCCUUCUGUCCUUAAGUGCCACUUAAAGUUCCUGCUUUGAACACCUUAACGAGCAAACAAGGUUGAUCGAGGCCUUUUGCCAGCAAUGUUGGUGUAUUUUUGGGAUGUAAUUCUCACGUUUUUAUGCUAAGAUAUAUAAUAAUAAUAAUAAGUUAUUUUCUGAUAUCGAUGGAAUAAUUAUUUAUACUUGGAGGUCUGAGAACCGAAACGCCCUCGAGCAGUUGGUCUGCAACCACGACUCUUCUCCCAGUUGGCUGCAAAAGCAGCGCCAUUAAUAUAAUUGUUUGAAAUUCGAGUGUUUUCUGGGCUUAUGGUGUUCUUGUUUUGUGUUUUCUUUUUUUGAAAUAAAGUGUAAAAUCAAA
Molecule: messenger RNA, 1282 nt
Organism: Passer domesticus (house sparrow)
Lineage: Eukaryota; Metazoa; Chordata; Aves; Passeriformes; Passeridae
Gene: GADD45A
Product: growth arrest and DNA damage inducible alpha
Exons: 4
Coding region: 16-702 (228 amino acids)
Biological process (GO): regulation of cell cycle
Cellular component (GO): nucleus; cytoplasm
Source: RefSeq, a predicted model, not a curated record